This is a messenger RNA of Orcinus orca (killer whale), 2034 nucleotides long. It is a transcript of the gene CNIH2, whose product is annotated as cornichon family AMPA receptor auxiliary protein 2. NCBI's taxonomy places the organism in Eukaryota, Metazoa, Chordata, Mammalia, Artiodactyla, Delphinidae. Bases 947 to 1420 code for a protein of 157 amino acids. Gene Ontology annotation, biological process: vesicle-mediated transport; regulation of AMPA receptor activity. The transcript is spliced from 6 exons. Gene Ontology annotation, cellular component: dendrite; synapse. The record is from RefSeq and is a predicted model, not a curated record.
CCAGGAGAGCUGCCUGCUUGUGCUUCUAUAGUCUGUCCCCACGGGCCCAGCACGGUUCCGGCCGGCCGGGAGGGCGGCUGGCGGCCGUUAGUGAGCACCUGGUGAGCCGCCGCCGCCGCCAACACCCACACAGGCGGGUCCGGGAUGGGGAGUUGGGCCGCAGACCUUGUGCCCCGCUGUGUCUGGCCCGCGUCCCCUUCAGCCCCCUGGCUCAGCCCCCUCUCCCGACUUUCUCUGGGUUCAAGCCAGGUGUCUCUGACCCCUCGGACGGUGACAAGUGCUUUGCACUUAAGACCUCGGUCCGACCUCCGUGGCCGGCGAAUGAGGGCAGAGGUGCGGGCACCCGUCCGAGUGGGCCGAGUGUGGCAGUGGUGGGCUCGUUGUGUGACGGGGGGGGGGUUAUGCCAGGGAUGUGCGUCCAUGCUUACGUGUCCCUGAGGUUGGGGCGGGGGUGGCGCCCGGGCCGCGCUGGCGGAGGGGCGCACAGAGACCCAGCCCCGCCCGCCCGAGGCUGCACGCACGGCGGCCCCGCCCCCGGCUCCGCCCCGCCGGCUUCGCGGGCUGGAGAGCGAGGGAGCCGCGGGCGAGGGAUCGCAGGAUGAGCGAUUGGGGCCCGGGCAGCCGGCAGCGGACGCGCCCCCCGAGCCCACCGGCCCGCGCCCCACGGCCCCGCGGCCCCGAUCCCGGCCGCGCCGCCCGCGUCCCCCGAGCCCGCGCCCGAGCCCUGCGGGCCAUGCCCGGCCGGCCCUAAGCGCGGGCCGGGGGGGCGUCCCCUUGUGCCCGGGACCCGCGCUGGCGCCCCCCGGGCCGCCGCCCGGCGCGGGGGCCAUGGCGUUCACCUUCGCCGCGUUCUGCUACAUGCUCACCCUGGUGCUGUGCGCCUCUCUCAUCUUCUUUGUCAUCUGGCACCACGUCCCAUCUCGUCCGAUCCCCAUGUGUGAAUCUUAUGCCACAGAAGAAUGCGUGGGGGGCCAUAAGCUGCUGCCCCAACCCUGACGGGCACACGCCCCUCCCCCAGAUCAUAGCCUUUGACGAGCUGCGGACCGACUUCAAGAACCCCAUCGACCAGGGGAACCCAGCGCGGGCACGCGAGCGUUUAAAAAACAUCGAACGCAUCUGCUGCCUCCUGAGGAAGCUGGUGGUCCCAGAAUACUCCAUCCACGGCCUCUUCUGUCUGAUGUUUCUGUGUGCAGCAGAGUGGGUGACCCUGGGCCUCAACAUCCCCCUCCUCUUCUACCACCUCUGGAGGUACUUCCACCGUCCUGCGGAUGGCUCUGAGGUCAUGUAUGACGCGGUCUCCAUCAUGAAUGCUGACAUCCUCAACUACUGCCAGAAGGAGUCCUGGUGCAAACUCGCCUUCUACCUGCUCUCCUUCUUCUAUUACCUGUACAGUAUGGUUUAUACGUUGGUGAGUUUCUAAGGGGGAAGCCGGCCAGGGAGCGAGCCCAGAACGGACCGGACGCCUGUGCACCCCCAGCCCUACCCCUGGGCCGCAGAGGCCUCAGCCCUGGGGAGGGAGGGGGCACUGGUGCCCCCAGCCUCCUCUCCCCCACCCCCAAACUGCUGCUGCGGGGACUUCCCGCCUUCAGAGCCCCCUCCCCUUGGACUAGGGCUGGGCAGAGCUCUAAAUAGGGGCAGGAGCUCCUCUGCCAGCCUGUGGGCAUGGCAGUCAGUCCUGGAAGGGGCGGGACCUCCGGCCUUGUCCACUUCAGAGGGCAUUUAGGCCCUGCCACGGGGCAGGGCUUGACCCUGGAAGUUCUGGGCCGCCCCCUCCACCCCCCCCACCCUGGGGCUCCCCCUGCAGGUGGGGCGGUACCCACACCGGGAAUGAGCAGGCUCAGCAGGGGGGCAGCCCCACCCCUAGUCUGCCCUCCCCCCUCCCCCAGGCUUUCUCUCCAGACCCCUCCCUGUCCCCCCUUGCCCCAACCCCAGCCACCCUGUCUCUUGGACCUAUUUUCUAUGUUGCCUGGAGGAGUCCGGCACCCCCUCCCCGGCCGUUUGUGACAAAAUAUGAAUAAACUACUGCAAACACGU